AUGGCGGGGUUUGCGCCCCGGAAAGCACUGCGGCAGCCCACAGCAGCAGACCACAGCUGGCGAGGUGACGCAAGAGACGUGGUUCAUCCUGAGGUCCUGAUUGCUGUGGACAGCGCAUUUAUGGGCCAGUUUAAGGAUCACUUGACACUCCUGAGGUACCUCGUCGUUUCCAUGAACUCGGUGAACGUUAGGUACUUGACCAUCAGAAAUCCCGGAGUGCAACUGAAGCUUUGUGCGGUAGAAGUCUUCAAUGAAUACUACGAAAGUUUCUUAUAUAAAGUGGACAAUUAUGUCGCGGGACGCAUGUCACUGAAUCGACUAAUAGACUAUGUGCAACAGUAUUACUCCAAAUAUGCUGAAUAUGAUGCUGUAUAUUUCAUCACAGGCCUUGAUAUCGCGCGCUUCACGGGAUACUAUUGGGAUGCUACUCAGCAGGGUAUGGCUUAUGUAGGAGGCGCUUGCACUGCUCGAAAGGUUGCUCUUGGUGAAGACAAAGCCAUGACAUACAAGGGCGUUCGGAUAUCCUCCCAUGAAUUUGGACACCUGUUCGGCUGCCCCCACGAUGGCCAGAAGUACAUGGGCUACAACUCGGAGCGGUGCCCCUGGAAUGAUGGCUUCAUCAUGUCCUACGUCGAGAAUGACAGCAGAAGCAGUAAGUUCUCGCCCUGCUGCAACGACAUGAUACGCCGAUGCGUCAAUUCUGUAGAAGGGAGAUGUUUGCGCACAAGAAACGCAAGGAGGAAAAUUAAAAAAUCUAACUUCACGAAGGAUCUUCCUGGAGACGAUGUGGGGAGAGACCAGUUCUGCCAGCUUUCCUUCCCCGAGGUUCAGAAUACGUACGUGUUACCAGAUAACGGUAUAGGAAGGUGCCACGUCCGGUGCUUCAUGCCUGAUGACAUUACGAGCGUUGGAUAUAAGAAAGUCUUCCUCCCAGACAACUCUCCGUGCAACGAAAGCGGCGGUAGUGUCUGCAUAAACGGCGACUGCGUAAACAAGAAGCCUAAAUAUGUAUUUUAUCAGCCAACAAAAUAAUCGUGUAAAUAAAAUAUGAAGUUGCAAGAAAAGCCA
Messenger RNA from Dermacentor silvarum, 1068 nucleotides. Its product is annotated as snake venom metalloproteinase lebetase-4-like. The transcript has 10 exons. NCBI's taxonomy places the organism in Eukaryota, Metazoa, Arthropoda, Arachnida, Ixodida, Ixodidae. Gene Ontology annotation, molecular function: metalloendopeptidase activity. The coding region runs from base 1 to 1032 and encodes 343 amino acids. The record is from RefSeq and is a predicted model, not a curated record. Gene Ontology annotation, biological process: membrane protein ectodomain proteolysis.